Messenger RNA from Emys orbicularis (European pond turtle), 1218 nucleotides. RefSeq names its product glycosylated lysosomal membrane protein (gene GLMP). The coding region runs from base 1 to 1218 and encodes 405 amino acids. Lineage: Eukaryota; Metazoa; Chordata; Testudines; Emydidae. The transcript has 6 exons. The record is from RefSeq and is a predicted model, not a curated record. Gene Ontology annotation, cellular component: lysosome.
AUGCUGCGGGGAAGUCGCCUGCUGCUCGCUGGCCUGUGGCUGCUGGCGAGUGUCUCUUGCCUGCUGGGGGACGCUGCGGGCUAUCGGAGGAAGGUGACCCUGCAGUCCGUCCCCGGCUCGAACAGCUCCUCCGCCAACCUCCUGCACGUGCGGGCCGUGGGCCGGAACAACACCCUGCACUACGUGUGGAGCAGCUUCGGGGCGCCCACCGUGCUGCUGCUCUACACCCGGAGCGAGAGCAGCGCCCUGCGCGUCAACUGGACCAAGCUCCUCUCGGCCUCCCCCGCCGGGGCCAUCUGGAUCGAGCCGCCCGGCAGCGUCGUCUACUCCACCGCUGUCGUCUUCACCAAGGUGUUCGAGUACAACGGGGCCAAUGUGUCGGCCCUCUCCAAGGGGCAGGAGGAGCCGUUCUACCCCCCCUACGACCUGGCUGGCUUCUCCUGGCAGAACGUGAACCACACCGUGAACCAGACGGCCCUCACGGCUAAGUUCCAGGGGGUGGACACCUCGGACCCUGGGGGGGCCUUCCACAAUGGCACCAUCUCCUUCCAGGUGACUGCCUACGAGCAGGGUGGCCGGGACGGCCCCCUCCCUCGCCUCCUGCACACCGCCAACAGCUCCAAGGUGGAGUUCAUCAUGGACAACGUGGCCCCGCGCGGCAACAGUUCUCGCUUCAUGCUGGAGGUGGUCACGGUGGAGGAGAAAGGCGGGCGCAAGAGGCUGCAGUCUGUGCGGUCCAUUGAUGACGAGUACACGCCCACCAUCUUUGAGAUGGCCCAGCUGGUGUCCGAGCCCCGCAACGACAGCAUCGGCCCGAGCUUCUUCCAGUGGAAGACGACGGCGUACGGCUCCAGGGAGGCCAGCCGGGAGAACGCCAUCCGCUGCCGCUACCACCCCCUGCAGACAGCCAACCGGAUGCUGCCAGGGCCCAGCAUCGCGCACGCCUACUUCGGGGAGGGCCUGGGCCGCAGCCACCACAUCGCUGCCAUCAAUAUCUCCUUCGGCGGUGAGGACGGGGAGGUCUACGCCGAGAAGGGCUACCUGAGCUGGUCUGCCUUGCUUGGCUUCGGCACGCCCCCGAAAGACGCCUUCUCUCCCCUCGUGAUGGCCAUUGUGGUUGUGGCCCUGGGCACCCCCGUGGUGCUGCUGCUGGCGGGAGGCCUUGUGGUGCUGUUCGCACGGAGGAAGCGCCAUUCCCAGUACGAGCCCAUCAACUGA